Messenger RNA from Pongo pygmaeus (Bornean orangutan), 989 nucleotides. RefSeq names its product casein kinase 2 beta (gene CSNK2B). The transcript has 8 exons. Bases 141 to 845 code for a protein of 234 amino acids. Gene Ontology annotation, molecular function: protein kinase regulator activity. Gene Ontology annotation, cellular component: protein kinase CK2 complex; cytoplasm. The record is from RefSeq and is a predicted model, not a curated record. NCBI's taxonomy places the organism in Eukaryota, Metazoa, Chordata, Mammalia, Primates, Hominidae.
UCGGUUGGGGUCCUACUUUUACAUAACGCCCCCACAAUGCCCUUCGCCUUCCUCAACGUGGCCCCCGCUCCAAGCCCAUUUUCUGGAGCUAGGAAUCCACUCUCUGGGGUUCGAAGGUCACACUUAGAGCCUAAGGGGAAAUGGAGAAGUGCAAGGGGACGAGCAGAAUGGCUGGCACCACCUCAGCUGACGUGAAGAUGAGCAGCUCAGAGGAGGUGUCCUGGAUUUCCUGGUUUUGUGGGCUCCGUGGCAAUGAAUUCUUCUGUGAAGUGGAUGAAGACUACAUCCAGGACAAAUUUAAUCUUACUGGACUCAAUGAGCAGGUCCCUCACUAUCGACAAGCUCUAGACAUGAUCUUGGACCUGGAGCCUGAUGAAGAACUGGAAGACAACCCCAACCAGAGUGACCUGAUUGAGCAGGCAGCCGAGAUGCUUUAUGGAUUGAUCCACGCCCGCUACAUCCUUACCAACCGUGGCAUCGCCCAGAUGUUGGAAAAGUACCAGCAAGGAGACUUUGGUUACUGUCCUCGUGUGUACUGUGAGAACCAGCCAAUGCUUCCCAUUGGCCUUUCAGACAUCCCAGGUGAAGCCAUGGUGAAGCUCUACUGCCCCAAGUGCAUGGAUGUGUACACACCCAAGUCAUCAAGACACCAUCACACGGAUGGCGCCUACUUCGGCACUGGUUUCCCUCACAUGCUCUUCAUGGUGCAUCCCGAGUACCGGCCCAAGAGACCUGCCAACCAGUUUGUGCCCAGGCUCUACGGUUUCAAGAUCCAUCCGAUGGCCUACCAGCUGCAGCUCCAAGCCGCCAGCAACUUCAAGAGCCCAGUCAAGACGAUUCGCUGAUUCCCUCCCCAACCUGUCCUGCAGUCUUUGACUCUUCCUUUCUUUUUUGCCACCCUUUCAGGAACCCUGUAUGGUUUUUAGUUUAAAUUAAAGGAGUCAUUAUUGUGGUGGGAAUAUGAAAUAAAGUGGAAGAAAAGGCCAUGA